AUGCCUUCCUUUAAAACCUUCGCCGACUUCCAGAAGAAGGCACAAGAAGCUCAAGCAUCCAAAGUGGAUGGCGAGGUAUCCCAGCAGCCACAGGAGGAGCUCCGCAUUGGACUCCCGGUGCGCGUCAAGGGGCUCCAAGCACGGCCAGAGCUGAAUGGGCUCGAAGGCGUGCUGACAUUCUUCGAUGAUCAGAAGUCGCGGUGGCAGGUAGAGCUCAAGAACGGAGGGGGCGCGAAGCUCUUCAAAGCAGCGAAUCUGGAGCACUACAUCUCCGACAAGGAUGCCUUGGAGAUCUUGAAGAGCCAGCCCAGCAAGGAGCCAGUCCGUCCACCGGUGACAUCAGCCCCCACGAAGGCGAUGCCAAGCGAAACAGUGCCGGAGCCUGCGGCCGCGCAGCCCGACGCGCCGAAAUCCUUCUUGGAACGCUCUCGCUAUGGGAAGGCCUGUCUCAGUGCUUUCUGGACUAAACCUUGA
Messenger RNA from Symbiodinium necroappetens, 474 nucleotides. The record is from the annotation of a GenBank genome assembly. Lineage: Eukaryota; Dinophyceae; Suessiales; Symbiodiniaceae.